GUCAGCAUUAUGCAAAUAGCAAACACAGAAGAUGAAGAUGAUGAUGACGAUGGAUCAAAAGCUAUGAAAAUCUGUUGGUUACAGUUAGUCCAUCACUCCAUGGAGAGAUAUGUUGUCACCAUCCAUCCAUCCAUCCAUCGUAGGACGUAGUCGGGAAACAGAUGGAGAUGGAGAUGGAGGAGAAGAAGAGCGCGGACGCCGCCGUCGAAGAUGCAAAGAGGAGGUGCGUUGCUCUCCGCGAUAGCCUCCACCGAAUGUCUGCUACUAAGCUCUCAGUGCCCGUGCCCACCCUUCUCCGCCUAAUCAACUCCGAGCUCGCUUUUCUCCAUCGUCUCUCCUCCGCCUCCUCACCUUCGCCUUCACCUCUCAGUCUCAAUAUCGGUCACCUGGAGGCCGUGGCGCACGUCCUUCUGCAGCCCUUUGUGACUGGAGUAUCUCGCGUUUGCAAGCCCAUCAAUCUGUCCGCUGCGUAUGAUAUCUACGUCGAUAUUGUUUGUUCUGUUAAGGGAAAUCCUGCUUGGGUUAUUGUCUCCGACAGAAACCCCAGAUUCAUUACCUGGGAAGGUGGUUCUCUUGCUGACAAAAACAAAGGGUUACAGGAAAAGAUUCGCAAAGUAGUUGACGCUGCUUGCCUGUCUCCUCCAGCGCUCCGGCCAUCAUCAGUUUUGCUUUUCUUUUCGCAUGGUCUUGUCGAUGAAGUUUAUCAGAAGCUUGAACGCGAGUUUGGUAGCGUUAAGCUGGGAAUUGAGCCGUUUUUCUAUGAGGAGUUUGAUUUGGAGGAUAAGUGGACCAAUCUGGUACUUGGAAGAUCCUUUCUUGAUGCCUGUGUUGUCGAAAUAGAGGUAAACAAAGAGAACCCAGAGAUGGAGAAAAAUUAUCUUGAUCCUGUGAGGGCAGAUGGAACUGUCUCCUGCAGUAAGUGUGAUGCAUUCUGUGAUUUAAAUGUAGGAGCAUCUUUGAGAACUCUUGUGUAUGGAAUGAAGUGCUGGUGCUGCCAUUCGAAUGAUAAUCUAGAGCUUGAAUCUGGACCGUGGAAGAACACAUUGACGGGUCAUGGAGCCGAGUUAGUUAAUUUUGAUACUACUGCAAUGGUUGCAAUUGUCUCAGGGAUCAGCAAUGGAAAGACAGACAAACUUUUGAAUACACCAGAGAGUGAACUGAGAGGACGGUUUAAGGGCAACUAUGAUUUUAUGAUUUCUCAGGUCCAAUCUGAAAAACAGAAUCCAAUCCACAAGGAGAUGAUUGGUAUAAUGUUGGGAAAACGAGGAAUUGUAUGUGAGAGUGUUUGCUCAGAGUUUCAGGAGCUUGUCUUAAUGUGUGGAGGACCUAAUGAGAAACUAAGAGCUGAAUACUUCAAGAAGUUCCUCAGGGUAGUGCCUGAUUGUCCAUCAACACGACUGAUGAGCCUUCCCACAACCCGAAAGCUCGCAUUGAAAAACAAAGUAGUGUUUGGUACUGGUGAUUAUUGGGGUGCUCCAACGGUUACGGCUAACAUGGCUUUUGUCAGGGCUGUCACACAGACAGGAAUGUCGCUGUGUGUGGCAGAGCACAAACCGCGAGCAUUGAUUGGAGAAUAGUGUGUAAGAUAUUUUACACCUCUUGACUUGUUUGAAUGGAGUACCUGGACUGAAAAAAUCACUGUGGCAUAUGCUGUGUAGAUAUAUAUUAUCCUGGGAUACAAUUGUGCUUCCUGUUUAAGACUUAGUGCUGUACUGAUCGUGGUAAAAAAGAAAAAAAAAAUUGAUGAAAGUUUGGUAAGGAGAUUUGAAGAAAUAAAAUAUCCUUUUUAUGUAUGCAUGUAUGUAUGUGUACGUGGAAUUCAGGAAGAAGGAUGCAAUAGUUUCUCAACUAUAAACCGAGACUGCAAAAUAUCCCUCAAAGCUUCAAUCUAAAUUUACAGUUAUUGGCUUUGAUGUUGAUCAAGCUAUUAGUGGAGAGGCUGUCAACGAUCAACUUGCAGGUGCCUAAUAUCCUGACCUUCUUGAGCUUCAGCAUCCCUAGCUUAACACUGACGGGGACAUCUAUCCUAAGAUCCAAGGGGAUCCUUCCGGUCUGCUGCUGCUCCUGCAGGGCUUGGAGCACGGUCCUCCCAUAUUGAUUUUGGCCAGUGAGGUCAACGUGCAGCACGGUCCUGUUCUGGUGGCCCUGGUAGAACCUGGGGAGCGAUCCCUGGCAGAGAUUUGUGUUCUUGUACCAUGCACUCAAGUGGCUCCCCUUCUGGUAAUAGAUUCCGAUCUUUUUGUUGGGGUUGUAUGCUGUGAUCCUGAUAUUGAAGGUGACGGAGAGGCUGAGGUCGAAAUUGAGCGUCAGAUCGGAUAUCCUGAGAUUGUCGACGGAGUAGCUGGGAAUCUUGGGACGAAACACGAGGUAGAGAAUGCCUGCGGUGGCAGCAACAAUGAUGAGGAGGAGGAUGAGGAGGGCGAGUGUCCAGCAGAGGCAUCUGCACCAACAGUUUCUCCGCCUCUUUGGUGGAGUCAGAGGAGGAGGAGCGGCUGCGCGGCCUCCUCCUCCUCUGACGGAAGGGUGCUGGUGGGGAUGAGGUGGUGCGCCUUUCUUAGUGAUAGAGUUGGCUGGCGGGAUGGCGGGUGGCCAUGUGGUUGGAGCUUCGGCGGGGUGUAUUCUUGGGUUGUCCGCCAUGUGGUGUGGAGGAUGAAGAAGAUGUACGCAGCAGCAGCAGCAGCACACUUUGGUAGUAUCGAUCAGAUGGAUAAUCUAAUUUGAGAGAGUGGGCACAAGAGAGAGGGAGGGGAGGGGAGGGGAGGGGAGGUUCAUGCACUCACUGCAUCGAUGGUAUCGUAUGUAUAUACAUAUACAGAGAGAGAGAGAUGGAGAGAGGGUUGAAUACUGGUGGUUGAUUGAUUAAUUAGUUGAUGUUGGUGCAUACUCAGUUUCUUGGUUGCUUACUUUUGUUUUUCUUCUUUUUUCUUUGGGUAGUUGAACUAAGCAGAGCAGCACUCACUCAAUGACUGACUCACACGCGUAUCUUCUUCUUGUGCUUCUGCUUCGGGUCAACCAUGACAGCUCAAUCGAUCAAGUCCGAAGCUGAAGCCCUUAGAUCUGCUGCUGGCCCAUGUGGAUGACGCACCGCAAGCAUUUUCCUUCCUUCAUCAGCUCGAAUGCUUUGUUUAUGUCCUCGAGCAUCACGUUGUGCGUAAUGAGCUUGUCAAUCUCGAUCUCCUGCUCCAAUCAAACUACAGUUAGUGUUCAGCUUCAGCAGCACGGUGUGCUUUUCUUUCUUUCAUUCUCUCUUUCUUUCAAUGUUUCAAUGAACAUUACUUUACCUUCCUGAGGUACAUGUCGACGAGUGAAGGAAUAUCAGAUUUGGGCUUCCAUCCACCAAACAGAGACCCCUUCAGUGUUCUCCCACUGAGAAGCAGCCCGUGGUGAGCUUCUACUUGGGGCUUCUCUUUUGGCACACCCAGAGUCACUGUCACGCCCCAUCCCUAGCACCCACAGCAAGACUGCAAAGCAGUGGUGACAAUUCCAGUAUCUCCUACACACUCGAAUGCGUAGUCCGCCCCACCAUCAGUAAUACUGUUAAUAACCUGGGAGGAGAGGAGAGGAGAGGAUUCAGCACACACAAUUUUCUUACUCGGGCGGCUAUUAAUAACCUGGACGAGGAUUCAGCAUGCAACUAGCUGUAUUUCAUGCCUCUGAUGGGCUCCCAGGGUAUUUUCAAUAAGCUAGAUGGUAAUUUAUCACAUAAAUUUAAUCUGAAGAGGUAGAGAGCUUAUAUGUUCCUCAUAAUUCUAUUAAAAGUACUGGAGGUACAUAUAUAUAUAUAUAUGCUAUACUCAAGAUGUAUUUUGUAACACUAUAGCAAGGCACAGUUUUCUCACCAACUGCAGCUUCAUAUCUCCUUCAA
Messenger RNA from Andrographis paniculata, 3865 nucleotides. RefSeq lists its product as uncharacterized. The transcript is spliced from 7 exons. The coding region runs from base 162 to 1577 and encodes 471 amino acids. Lineage: Eukaryota; Viridiplantae; Streptophyta; Magnoliopsida; Lamiales; Acanthaceae. The record is from RefSeq and is a predicted model, not a curated record.